CAGCUGGCUGCGGGCGUCGGGCAGGCGCAGCGAGUCCUUUUGUCAAGGUAGAUUCAAAAUUAUCCUCUUUGGCUGGUGUACAAAAAUCAAGACUUCAAAACGGCCGACGCAAGAUAGUAUCGAUAUCACCAUCGUGGAGUGUGCAGCACUGUUGUGCAGCAGUAUCGCAGGAUGGGGUAGGGCUAGCUCUCUGAGCUUCAAGACCCUUGGAACCUGUAACUUACAUGUGUUGGUUUUUGCUCCGAGGGGGAGUGCUAGCGCUAAGCUGCGACCAAGUCGACAAGUGAUCAAUAGAGGCUCGUGCGGGUCGGAGAGCAUAUGACUAAAGCUGUGUCUGGAUUCAGUGGCGGCGCGCCUCGUCGACCUCACGCCCCAGUGCAGCCUCCUAGACGCCGGCAGACGCCGACCUGGUUCGUUCACGCUUGUCCGACACGCCAUGAAUCUGCCCUCGCCUAGGGAGGUGGAACUAGAGGCAGCCCUACGCGAACGCGAUGCUCAAGUAUCUCAGCUGGCGAAAGAGCUGUCAUGGCUGCGCCAACAGCCUGCCGCACAGCCUGAAUUACAGACAAGCACCUCCGCUAUGCUCCCUUCAGCACUUAUGACAAUGCUCCUCCCCUAUAUUUCAAACGCUUCGAAGGGGGCUACCCCCACUGCAGGGUCAAGUACGGUGAAUGCAGCGCUCACCCAGCGUGUGCAACUUCUCCAGGACGAGAACAAUGAACUUUACGACUUGCUCAGGCAUGGAGAGACUGGGAGGCUGAAGGAAGAGGUACAAGGGCUACGCCAUGUCGUUACGAAGCUGGAAACUGCACUGCGAGAAUCACAUUCGGUCAUCACAUCUCUAUCAUCAGAGCUUGAGAAGACAUAUGAGACAUUCCAGAGGCGGACUGCCCCUACCACACACGCCUACACUUCAAGCCGAGAAAGUUAUCAUGGUCCUAGUCACUCUGCCAUCGUCAAUGCCAAUGGGCAAACGAAGUUGCCUCCUACCGGUCCUCGUGCACACAAGAAACCUCGUCUAUCCGACCCUCGUGUCUCGCCGACGCAUUCGAGUGCACCUACUUCUCGUCCAGUGGAGCGAGAUCUUUCGCGCUCGCCCCGUGUUGACUCUCGUAGUAAAAUAAGCCAUGGGAAGAUGGACGUUGACGAGGACGCGAGGACGCGCCCACGCUCGCCAACAGACCGAGGAAGUGACCGGUAUCGUGAGAAGAACAGGACACGUGAGAGGGAGCGGGAGCGGGACAAGGAUCGCGACAGGGAUCGGUUUUCACGACGGAAUGGUGGCGGCGGUAGUGGUGGAGGCAGCGGCGGCAACAGCCGUAGGGCGCGCGGGCAUGGUGCUACGGGUGCACACGCAUAUGGCACCAGCGCACACGACCGGACGUUGGCGGAGAGAAUGGGACUCUGAUUUCCUGACAUUCACAUGUGUGUACUUCCCCAUUUGCAUCAUUGGUGGUGCAUCAGGCAGGUAUCUUUGAUCAUGCCCUCAUUUCUGAUGUUAUUUGACGCCGAGCUUUUUUUCUUGCCGUUUGAUCAUCGCUAGCUGCUACUUCGAAUACUGUAUAUCGCAAUGUACAUGCAUCUUCAAGCUUCGCUCUUAGCUAUUAGUAUUCAUGCACGCCAGAAUAUCCGCUAAAACUCGAAGCCGAUUUUCACCACAAGUGAUUCUACAUAUUUGUCAUGUUCAGGAUGGGGUUUGCGACUUGGCACUGCAUCAUGUUGUGCUUUGAACGAUUAUCGAUUAAUAUUGAUCAAGAGUCAAGACCCCGGGUAACGCUGUAGCCUAUCUCAUAGUGCAGUCCUUUGAUAAUUUGUAACAUUAGUUGGC
Molecule: messenger RNA, 1828 nt
Organism: Coniophora puteana RWD-64-598 SS2
Lineage: Eukaryota; Fungi; Basidiomycota; Agaricomycetes; Boletales; Coniophoraceae
Exons: 5
Coding region: 437-1408 (323 amino acids)
Biological process (GO): regulation of alternative mRNA splicing, via spliceosome
Cellular component (GO): nucleus
Source: RefSeq, a predicted model, not a curated record